Molecule: messenger RNA, 975 nt
Organism: Fomitopsis serialis
Lineage: Eukaryota; Fungi; Basidiomycota; Agaricomycetes; Polyporales; Fomitopsidaceae
Product: Inositolphosphorylceramide synthase subunit Kei1-domain-containing protein
Exons: 5
Coding region: 1-975 (324 amino acids)
Biological process (GO): inositol phosphoceramide metabolic process
Cellular component (GO): Golgi membrane; inositol phosphoceramide synthase complex
Molecular function (GO): inositol phosphoceramide synthase regulator activity
Source: RefSeq, a predicted model, not a curated record
AUGAAACUCACUCUCCGGCCAGAAUGGCGCCUCCGACCGCUCUCUUCGGCUUUCGGCUUUCUUGACCUCAAGACAGCUGUCACCGUUGCCCUACUCUUCGCUGUCCUGAACAAGGUCGCAGGCGUGUAUGGCCUCAUAGCCAUGUUCACCGGCGCAGGCGGCACAGCUGCGCAGCUCAGCAUGUAUAUCUACUCUACCAUCGCACUAGCGGCCGUGAUAUGGGGUAUGAAGUCCGCGACGCAGGAAAACGCCAAACAAACGCUGUACUUUGCACAUCUAUUCUUCGCCGACCAUAUCCUCAACACCGCGUGGCUGAUCUUCUUCGCCGUCAUGUGGUGGGUCUACACCCGCACGACGUCCGGGCCCGCCAUCGGUAGCCACAACAUGACCGAGGAAGAGCGUGUGCAGGCGGCCAUGACUCUCUGGCACGCCGAGAAGGGACUGGCUACCGGAGUCAUCGUCCUCGGUUGGCUCGCAAAGUUCUACUUCGCCGCCCUGCUCUACUCCUACGCCAUCCACCUCCGCAAGGGCUCCUACCGCUCCCUGCCCCGCUCGCGCCCGUCGCCAACCAUCACUCAAGCACCACUCGGGCUCGUGGGCGAAGAUGAAGACGACGACAUCGAGGACUUCUACCGCAUCCCCGUGCGCGCCCCCGCCAACGGACACGCGCGGCAAUCGAGCGCCUCGCACGCGUCCUCGCCCUCGCUCUCGAGCUUCGCCGACUUCGUCUCCGCCCCGCCGCCAGGACGCGCGCGGCGCAAGGCGGGCAAAUCCAACCUGAGCGUCAGCCUGAGCGCGGCGAAUGGCAAGGGCGACACGAGCGAGCCCGACGAGGUGCUGUUCGACGAGGACGAGCUAAGCGCUGCGGGCCACCUGCGGAUGGGGACGAGCGCGGAGGAGAGCACGAGCGGCGACGAGAGCGUUGCGAGUGCGACGGGGAGCAGGCGAAGCAGCAGGGCGAACACGCGGGCAUGA